Messenger RNA from Triplophysa dalaica, 3068 nucleotides. Its product is annotated as organic cation/carnitine transporter 2-like. Gene Ontology annotation, biological process: transmembrane transport. The record is from RefSeq and is a predicted model, not a curated record. Gene Ontology annotation, cellular component: membrane. NCBI's taxonomy places the organism in Eukaryota, Metazoa, Chordata, Actinopteri, Cypriniformes, Nemacheilidae. Gene Ontology annotation, molecular function: transmembrane transporter activity. The coding region runs from base 335 to 1999 and encodes 554 amino acids. The transcript has 12 exons.
GCGCGCACUUGCUGAAAUAUCCACAUGAAGAACAGAAGGAUGAAAAUCCAUCGACUGGGGUGAUGAGAUUCGCUCAAUAAUAUAUGUUCAGAUGAAUUAUACAUUUAAGAGGAGCCAAACCUUGUCAGACUUCAUCAUCAGACCGUCAAUGACUGAAGUAUUUAAGGCGGGACAGAGUUCUUGCCUUACCCCUUUUCUAAUUGCACUUCUUGAUGUUUGUUGAUCUGGAGGGGUGUUUGGGCUUGACUCCCACAGUGAGAGACUGACAGCUGAAUUCAUCACAACUUUAACCUUCACCGGCUUCCACCACCUAAAUCACACGGUGAGUGCAGACAUGCAGGAUUACGAAGAGACCACAGCUUUUCUGGGCACAUGGGGUCCGUUCCAAAAGAUGGUCUUUAUCCUUCUGUGUACCAGCACCGUCCCAAACGGAUUCAGUGCCUUCUCCGUCAUAUUCCUGGCCGAUAUUCCGCCUCAUCACUGCCGUAUUCCGGAUUCUAACCUGAGUGAUGCGUGGAGGAACGCCAGCAUUCCCUUACAGCAGGUGGAAGGAAAAGUGGAGCGCGUCAAGUGUUCCAGAUAUAACCUUGAUGCGAUCCGAAACUUUUCUAGACUGGGGUUCAUGCCACACGAUGUCAAUCUCACAGACGUUCUGACGGAGAGCUGUGCUGAUGGAUGGGUCUACAGCAAAGACAUCUAUCAAUCCACCAUUGUCUCAGAGUUUGAUCUGGUUUGCAACAACAAUUGGAAGCAGCCAUUCACCUCGUCCAUUUAUUUUCUGGGUGUUCUCUGUGGAUCCUUUUUUUCAGGACAGCUCUCUGACAGGUUUGGCAGAAAACCAGUUCUCUUCGCAACCAUGACGUUGCAAACGCUCUUCACCUUCAUUCAAGUCUUCUCUCCAUCAUGGGAGGUGUUCUCCAUCCUCUUCUUCAUAGUUGGGUUGGGACAGAUUUCAAACUACGUGGCAGCGUUUGUGUUGGGAGCAGAACUUUUCUCCGGCUCUGUGCGGGUCCUGUACACGGCGCUGGGUGUCGGUCUGUUCUUCGCCAUCGGUUAUAUGAUGCUUCCUCUCAUCGCAUUUUUCAUUCGUGAUUGGAGGAUGUUGUUGGUGGCGAUGUCUGUGCCGGGUCUCAUCUACAUUCCUCUCUGGUGGUUUAUUCCCGAGUCUCCACGCUGGCUGCUGUCUCAGGGCAGAACGCUGGAAGCUGAACAGGUUCUGAGAGAUGCUUGUAAGAAAAACAAAGUCACUGCCCCAAAAAUCAUCUUUAAACCCUCUGAGGAUGAAGGACAAACCUGCCAACCAAACGACAAACACAACAUCUGGGACCUUGUGAGGACACGCAAUAUUAGACACACUACUCUCAUCUUGUUUCUGGUGUGGAUGACUCUCAGUAUGGGUUACUUUGGUCUCUCUCUCAACACGUCACGUCUACACGGCAGUCCAUUUCUCAACUGCUUCAUCUCCGCUGCCAUCGAAGUGCCCGCUUAUGUUCUGGCAUGGCUCUCUCUUCGCUGUGGACCGAGGAGAUUAGCCUGUUCUGCUAGCAUGCUUCUGGGCGGAGGAGUGCUUUACUUCAUUCAGUUAGUACCCGCAGAUCUGCCCGCUCUGUCCACUGCAUUUGAGAUGUUGGGUAAGUUUGGGAUGGCUAUCGGAACUUCCCUGAUGUUUGUGUACACAGGAGAGAUUUAUCCGACAGUCCUGAGGAAUUCAGCCGUGGGCUCCUGUGCCAUGGUCUCUCGCAUUGGCAGUGCUGUCGCCCCCUACUUUAUUCAUUUGAGCAUCUUUUAUAAAAGUUUACCUCACAUGAUUCUGGGAAGUUUGUGUGUCCUGUCAGCCGUAAGCACACUGUUUCUGCCCGAGACUUUCAGACGACCUCUUCCUGAAACAAUACAACACAUGCAGAAGAGACAGAUGCUGAAAUGUCCAUGUGUGUCAGGAGAAGAGAUAGAUGAUGCAGGAGUGGGUCAAGAAAACAUCAUUCAAGAGCACUGGCUGUGAAGAAACUCUUCAUCUUUCACAACAUCACGUCUCAUCUCAGCUUUUGCAUCUUAAAACAUUUAAAGAACGCACAUCCACUUGUGAACAUGUUUGUAUCUGAAUGCUGGGAAGCUGUAUGUUCUUAAAGGAGUAGUUCACCCAAACGUGGACCUCGUUGACUUGACUUUUUUAUUUCUACUAUGGAAGGUCAAUGGGGAUCAUUUUUUGAGUGAACUACUCCUUUAAGUGUUAAGCUGAUGGUUAGUGUAUAAGGUUUUAGUGAUGCAUAUGAUGAACUAUAAAUGUUUGCAAAGAUUCAUUAAUGUCUCUGUGAUUUGCUGAUGUUACAGUAUUGUAAAUGUAAGGCACAGAGGGUUUUUUGACAGAAAAGGAGAUAAUGUUUCACUGUCAAACGUCAAACAUUUAUCUCAUUUCAAGAAAUGCAACUUGAAGUCAAAGCAACACUUCAUAGUUUUUCGACCUUUAAAAUAAUGACUCUAAAAUGAUUUCAGUGGGAUGACAACUAUUAAUGUAACAGCGGUUUCUGCUUUGUAAACAAAUCUACAUUUAUUGUGCUGCCCACAGGAAAGCUUAUACAGAGACUGUAUUUACAACACUGAUAACCAACAGUUGUGCUUAUCAACACAUGGGGCAGCCAUAAGCAAAAGUUCUCUAGUGUUGCUUCAACUGGAUGAAUUCUACUUGAGCAGCCUCAUAUAUCGGCUACAAGCACAUACCGCAUUUCCACCGGGACUAGUGCCGGAGUCUGACUGGGAACCGGGCUGUUCUUUUCCACUCAAUCAUUUCCUGAGCCGGUCCCAAGAUCCUGGUUCCCGACUGGCCUUGAAAUCUUGCUGGUCUCGACCUACGGAACCAACGAUGUCAGUAAAGACGGAGCUUUCUCUGGAUACUGCAGUUGGAAUGGUGCCAUUGCGCAUCAAUGGGAAUAGAGCAAGAACACUUUAGAAUGCUCAUAAUAAUAUUGUUAUUUUGUCACUAAAUGUAUUUUUUUCCAUUAUUUAGGUGAGAAUGUAUGUGUUUAAAGUUCAAAUCUGUGGUCGGUUAAUAAAGAUGUCUUGUUUAAAAAUUA